AUGUGCGGUAUCGAUGGAUGUAAAGGUAGACAUCAUUCACUACUUCACUCAACCAAGUUCGAAGGAAGUCAUAACACAACAUCUUACGGACCACCGCCUCAAGUGAAAACUUCUGCGUCUAAGCCCCCUGAUAGUACCAAAAUUGUGAACUCAGUGCACUGUAGUGCAUUGCAAACGGAAUCAUCGGAAAUAAGUCUCAAAUUCGUUCCUGURAAAGUCGGUCUACCUGACAGUGAUAAAGUUAUCGAGACAUAUGCUUUUCUCGAUGAUGGCUCGGAUGCCACUUUAUGUCUACGAAGUUUAGCAGAAGAUCUUGGAGCUCCAUGUACGCCAAUAGACUAUGUGAUGUCAACAAUGUCUGGAAGUGAGGAAAAGAAGAGUGAAAUACAGUUAAGCCUGGAUGUUGUCGGUGUCUCCACUGGCAAAGGUGUUCGUCUGGAAAGAGAGCUUGAAAGGUGGCAACACUUGAAGGGAAUUGAUCUUUCGGAGUUAAGCAACAAAGAAGUGACGAUUCUUAUUGGCAACGAUUCCCCGGAAGCCUUGUGUCCUCUGGAGGUAAGGAGUGGUAAGAAGGGAGAGCCCUACGCAGUUCGAACUUUGCUGGGGUGGUCCAUUGCGGGUCCACUUAAAGGAAAGAAGAAAGAAGUUGCUCAUGUGAAUAAAAUCCACGUUGACCAAGUGCUUGGUUGUGAUCGUCCUGAGACCGCCAUGGCGAAUAUCGAAUUUCAGCUACAGCAGAUGUACAACGCAGAAUUCACAGAAAUUUCAGCAUCAGUAAGAGAAUGCCUAUCUAUGGAGGACCGGCGAGCUAAAACCUUAAUGGAAGAAUCGGUUGAAUUUGUUGAUGGUCACUAUCAAAUUGGUUUACCCUGGAAGUACGACUCCGUUAACUUACCAGAUAAUCGGAAGAUGGCUGAGAAGAGAUUGACCUUACUUAAGAAGAGAUUACAAAGAGAUCCUGAUUUGUUAGAGAAAUACACUGCCACCAUGGAAACGUAUAUUGAUAACGGCCAUGCAGCGAGAGUGAUAGGAGAAGAAGAGGCAACCAAGGGAGAAGAAUGUUGUAACACGUGGUACUUGCCACAUCACCCUGUCGUGCAUCCACAGAAGCCAGGAAAAGUGAGAGUGGUAUUCGACUGCGCGGCAACGUACGGUGGAAAAUCUCUCAACAGCGAAUUACUGCAAGGUCCUGACAAUACCAAUUCAUUAGUGGGAGUACUCUUACCUGCUGAAGAUGGCAAAGAUGAACAUGACAGCGUGACUGUAGAAACUGUGCAUAAUAAUUUCUACGUAGACGAUUGUCUUAAGAGUGUGCCAACCGUCGAAGAAGCAAUCGUUCUUAUGCAAGAACUGACGUCUCUUCUGGCAAAGAAAGGAUUUAAGCUAACUAAAUGGAUCUCCAACGAAAGAGAGGUUAUCUCCCAGGUUCCCGUCCAUGAAAGAGCAAAGUCUGUGGAUCUCGACCUAGAAGGUUUGCCUACAGAAAGAGUUCUCGGUGUUAAAUGGAAUGUAGAAAGUGACACACUGGGAUUCCACCCAGGGAAAGAAACAACGGAAACAAGACGUGGAAUUCUGUCUUUUGUUGCCCCAAUCUACGACCCGCUAGGUCUGGCCGCGCCAUUCCUAUUGCCUGCAAAGAUAGUGCUGCAAGAUCUUUGUCGUCUCAAGCAAGACUGGGACUCAUCUCUUCCCAACGAAACAGCCGAGAAAUGGAGAGAUAUGAAAGAAAAUGUUAGUUUCCUUAUUAACGUAGAAGUCCCCAGAUGCUACAAGCCACGAGACKUCAAUGAACUACAAGCAGUAGAGAUCCAUCAUUUCUCCGACGCAUCAACUGAAGGAUAUGGAACAGCGUCUUACCUACGAGUGGUCGACAAAGAMGAUAGAGUACAUUGUUCACUGUUGCUCGGAAAAUCAAGAGUCGCCCCACUGAAAACUGUUACUGUACCGCGGUUAGAACUUAUGGCAGCUACUGUAGCCGCAAAAGUCGACGAGAUGUUAAGACAAGAACUACGUCUGCCUCUACUUUGCCGUGUUAUCUUUUGA
Messenger RNA from Exaiptasia diaphana, 2043 nucleotides. RefSeq lists its product as uncharacterized. The coding region runs from base 1 to 2043 and encodes 680 amino acids. The transcript is spliced from 3 exons. NCBI's taxonomy places the organism in Eukaryota, Metazoa, Cnidaria, Anthozoa, Actiniaria, Aiptasiidae. The record is from RefSeq and is a predicted model, not a curated record.